Protopolystoma xenopodis is the source of this 183-nucleotide messenger RNA. NCBI's taxonomy places the organism in Eukaryota, Metazoa, Platyhelminthes, Monogenea, Polystomatidea, Polystomatidae. The record is from the annotation of a GenBank genome assembly.
CUUGGAACCGAGGAACUCUGCUGGCAGUACGUUUCUGGACUGGCUUUAGUCAUCAAGAGGCUCACUCAACCAUCCUCGGAGCCUUAUAUAUCUGAAAUUUCAAUGGAAUUAAGAAUGGCUCGUCUGGAGCGUCUGGCCAUUUUGCUUUCACGGAUACGUGCUUUCCUCUCCCCUUCCCAACAG